AUGCAUGCUCUGGCAAAUCCAGUCCUCUUCCUGUUGCUAGUCGCGAGUACCUGUAAACUGGCAUUUUCCUCCUCUCUUCCAUGCCAGACUCGCUUGGCUCGUUUCAUCCCGUCUGCCUCAUUCGUCCUCAAGGAAUUGACUUCGUCUCACCGGUCGGCCAGGCAACCUCCACCUCGUCUAGUCUUGACUGAAUUUAUUUUUCCCUGUCCAAGCCCAGUCGUUCGUCUGAGGCUCACGCAAACAACUCGCUCUGACCCUCCUCAAGCGGCCUCCUCCGAAGGCAGUGCGGUUUUGUCUGCACAGCUUUACAGCACUCGAUUGUUUUAUUGCUCUUCCCUCUUCUAA
This is a messenger RNA of Protopolystoma xenopodis, 345 nucleotides long. The record is from the annotation of a GenBank genome assembly. NCBI's taxonomy places the organism in Eukaryota, Metazoa, Platyhelminthes, Monogenea, Polystomatidea, Polystomatidae.